Messenger RNA from Danaus chrysippus (African queen), 1470 nucleotides. The record is from the annotation of a GenBank genome assembly. Lineage: Eukaryota; Metazoa; Arthropoda; Insecta; Lepidoptera; Nymphalidae.
AUGAGUUCGGGUCACAUGUGGCCUAACAGUCAAGAUGACUAUGAGCUUCUUGAAGUGAUCGGCGUGGGCGCUACGGCUGUCGUCCACGCUGCUUAUUGCCGUCCACGAGGCGAAAAGUGCGCCAUAAAACGUAUCAACCUGGAGAAAUGGAACACCUCCAUGGACGAGCUGCUUAAGGAGAUACAAGCUAUGUCGAGCUGUAACCACGAAAACGUGGUCACCUACUACACUAGUUUCGUAGUCAAAGAAGAGCUCUGGCUAGUUUUAAGACUCCUCGAAGGCGGCAGUUUGUUGGAUAUAAUCAAACACAAAAUGAGGGUCUCGAACUGCAAACACGGGGUUUUCGACGAAGCUACCAUCGCCACCGUCCUGAAGGAGGUUCUCAGGGGUUUGGAGUAUUUUCAUCAGAACGGCCAAAUCCACAGAGACAUCAAGGCUGGUAACAUACUCCUAGGAGACGACGGGAUCGUUCAGAUCGCGGACUUCGGUGUGUCAGCCUGGCUCGCGACCGGGCGGGAUCUGUCGCGGCAGAAGGUGCGCCAUACGUUCGUAGGAACACCUUGCUGGAUGGCCCCUGAAGUCAUGGAGCAAAACCACGGGUACGACUUCAAGGCUGACAUCUGGUCGUUCGGCAUCACCGCCAUCGAGAUGGCGACGGGCACCGCGCCCUACCACAAAUACCCUCCCAUGAAGGUGCUCAUGCUCACUCUACAGAACGAUCCGCCGACCAUCGACACCGGCGCCGAGGACAAAGACCAGUACAAGGCUUACGGGAAGACCUUCAGGAAGAUGAUAUCGGAAUGUCUCCAGAAGGACCCGACCAAGAGGCCGUCCGCCACCGAGCUGCUGAAACACUCGUUCUUCAAGAAAGCCAAGGACAGGAAGUAUCUUGUGCAGACUCUCGUGUCGAUAGGUCCCAGUAUGGAAACCCGCGUGCACAAGGCGAGUCGGCGGCAACCGGGAGCGUCCGGGAGACUGCAUCGUAUGGAAACCGGCGAGUGGGUGUGGGAGAGUGACGAGGAGGACGGCGAGGAGGAGGACGAGCGGCGUGACCGACCCAUGAACCAGCUGCUGCGGGCUGACUCCUCGGACAGCGAGCCGGACACGGAGCGCGCGGGGUUCACCAUCGGCUCGUUGGACGUGGACGAGGCGCCGCAGCUGAACCUCGUGCUGCGGAUGAGGAACGCGAGGAACGAACUCAACGACAUCCGCUUCGAGUUCGCGGCGGGCAAGGACUCGGCGGACGGGAUCGCAACCGAGCUGGUGGGCGCGGGGCUGGUGGCGGCGGCGGACGCUAACGCCAUCGCCUCUCAGUUACAGCGGCUGGUGGACGCCACGCUGUUCCCCGGGGACACUCCUCCUCCUCGCUCGCUCACCUUCCGUCUCGAGUCCACGUCCACGGCCCCGGACGCCCCGCCGCCCGACGAAAAGGGACUCGUCGGCUACGCUCAGAUAUCCAUCGUAGACUGA